This is a messenger RNA of Helianthus annuus (common sunflower), 755 nucleotides long. Its product is annotated as thioredoxin H-type. Lineage: Eukaryota; Viridiplantae; Streptophyta; Magnoliopsida; Asterales; Asteraceae. The record is from RefSeq and is a predicted model, not a curated record. The transcript has 5 exons. The coding region runs from base 208 to 627 and encodes 139 amino acids.
GUUCCCUCUUAAAAUUUCCACAUGGCACCUUCUAAAACAAAUUCGAUAUGAAUAUUCGUAACAAGAAAAAGGUGACCAAAAUUUCAAAAUUAGGUCUGUACGAUAUACCCUAAUUAGGUUACGAUUUGUGAUUUUGCAGGAGCAACACAUUUCAAUCGUUGCCUGAAAUAGGGUAAACCCACUGCAGUUACUUUUUGAAACCUCUAAAUGGGACUUUGCUUCUCUUCGACUACGGCGGAUGAAGCACCUGCCAAUCAUCCUCAUUUUACGGGAGGUAAAGUCACCUUCAUCACUAACAAGGAUGUUUGGAACCAAAAGCUCUCAGAAGCAAAGACUCAAGGCAAAAUAGUUAUUGCUAACUUUAGUGCAUCUUGGUGUGGUCCAUGCAAAUCAAUUGCACCAUUAUACAUUGAGCUUUCCGAGAAGCAUCUUUCUCUUAUGUUUCUGACCAUAGACGUUGAUGAAUUAACGGAGUUAAGCACACAAUGGGAUGUAAAAGCUACUCCAACAUUCUUCUUCCUUAGAGAUGGGCAGCAAAUUGAUAAAAUCGUGGGAGCCAACAAGGCUGAGCUGCAGGAAAAAUUAUCCACCAUAGUCGAUUCACAAGUCCCAGGUGAUCAAAAGUAACCAUAAUCUGGUCAAUGGAAUACAAAGAGUCUUAAUCAUUUUUUGUUUGUUUUAUGGUAUUCUUAUAAAUGACUUAUGUUUCAUGGUAUUGGUUGAUGGUACAUACAUGUCAAUAUAUUAAUUUGUUC